AUGUCGAAAGCUAAAAAAGAUGUCGUGUGGGAAGACCGAGAAGUGCUUUUCGAUUUACCUUUCGAAUAUUUAAAAUUAAGGUCUGGAGAAAAGGUUUUUGAUAGAAUCGAUGCGAUAGAAGAUACAAAAGGCAACAGCGGUAUGCAAGGACGCCUCGUUGUCACAAACUUGAGAAUCAUAUGGCACUCGUUGAGUUCACCGAGGAUCAAUUUGUCUAUGGGCCUAAACUGUGUCAUAAGCACAAAUACAAAAAUCGUCAACUCCGGUCUUCGAGGCACCACACAAGCUCUAUACGUGUUGGCUGCGUACAGCAAAAACAAAUACGAGUUUGUCUUUACCAACUUAGCCCCAAACUGUGUGAGACAUUAUACUACUGUGACUGGAGUCCAUAAAGCUUAUGCAUCAUCGAGAAUGUAUCGCGAUCUAAAACUGAGAGGUGCAGUUGUAAACAAUAAACAGUUACGAGUAUUACCACUAGAGAAGAUAAGUCUUCACGAAAGGGGCAUUUGGAACUUAUCUAGUGAUUCUGGAAACUUGGGAACGAUGAUAGUGAGCAAUGUGAGAAUUGUCUGGUACGCGGAUAUUAAUGAGGCCUUUAAUGUUUCUAUGCCGUACAUCACUAUAGAGAGUAUUUCAAUACGUGAUUCAAAGUUCGGAGAUGCUUUGGUAAUAAUAAUCAGAGCUACGUCUGGUGGUUACGUAUUGGGCUUCAGAGCAGAUCCGUACGAGCGUUUACGACCUUUACUCACUGAGCUUCAAACAUUACACCAGGCGUACACUGAAACGCCAAUUUUCGGUGUUGAAAUGAAUUGGGAUAAAGAGGUAUCAAAGCCUACAUACAACGAAUUAGACGAACUUGAAGAAAUAGGUGAACCACGUGGUGAAAUGGGCCCAAGCCUGUAUCUAGCAUCUCAGCAAGCUCAGAAUAAAGAAGAUGUUGAUAUACAACCUGUAUAUAGUCCGUACUUAGGCUUAGCUAUCGAACCAUUAAAAGAAGGUUUUACAUUAAAAAGUCUUUUUGAAGUUCAAACAACAAAU
Molecule: messenger RNA, 1038 nt
Organism: Brenthis ino (lesser marbled fritillary)
Lineage: Eukaryota; Metazoa; Arthropoda; Insecta; Lepidoptera; Nymphalidae
Source: the annotation of a GenBank genome assembly